AGCGGCUGGGAAAUGGGAGGGAGGUGAGUGAAGACGAACAAUCUGGGAGGGGGAAGAUCAGCACAGAGAGACAGGCAUCGCUGGGAGAGCCACGGGAGGCGGUAAAGCUGGCUGCUUGAACCCUGAGAGAUAAGAACACCAAAGAUAAAUAUCAAGCUACCCAGAACCGGAUCACAGUCCCGAUCACUGGACGCACGGGAAAUAAUGCAGCCAUGAGCUUGUUGAGACUUUAAAGCCCAUGUGCACCUACCUUGUCAGUUGUGACCAAAACCAAAAAACGAGAAGUAGCCCCUGUUCCAGGAGUUAAAAAAAGGCUGAAGGCUACUUUGAUGAGUGAGGCAUUGCCUAAAAGUCACUGAUAGAGAGCAGACAGCCUGUGGAUGUGGAAAGUAAGAAUUAAGGAGCAGGAGCUGAGAGGCAGGAGGCUGAGGAGCUGUCACUAGCCAUGGAUUGCAGUUUACUGAGGAGCCUCAUCAAUAGAUACUGUGCAGGGGAAGAAAACUGGGUAGACAAUCGAACUAUUUAUGUUGGCCACAAAGAGCCUCCUGCUGGCACCGAAGCAUACAUUCCUCAGAGGUAUCCAGAUAACAGGAUAGUCUCCUCAAAGUACACUUUCUGGAACUUUGUUCCGAAGAACUUGUUUGAACAGUUCCGAAGAAUAGCAAAUUUUUAUUUUCUCAUAAUUUUUCUUGUACAGCUUAUUAUUGACACACCAACCAGUCCGAUAACCAGUGGUCUUCCGCUGUUCUUUGUCAUCACUGUGACAGCAAUAAAACAGGGCUAUGAAGACUGGCUCCGGCAUAAAGCAGAUAAUGCUAUGAACCAAUACUCUGUCCAUGUCAUUCAGCAUGGCAAACUGGUCCGGAAACAAAGCAAGAACCUCAGAGUUGGUGACAUAGUAAUGGUGAAAGAAGAUGAGGCUUUUCCAUGUGAUAUAAUACUGUUAUCGUCAAGCAGGGAGGAUGGAACCUGUUUUGUAACGACGGCCAGUUUGGAUGGAGAGUCGAGUCACAAAACAUAUUUUGCUGUUCAAGAUACGAAAUCAUUUCAUCAUGAGCAGGAGAUGGAUGCGUUGCAUGCAACUAUUGAGUGUGAGCAGCCACAACCAGAUCUGUACAAGUUUGUUGGUCGGAUAAAUAUUUAUCGUGGAGGAGAUGACACAGUUGCCAGGCCUCUUGGGUCAGAGAAUCUUCUCCUUCGAGGUGCCACCCUGAAGAACACUGAGAAGAUAUUUGGCGUUGCGAUAUACACCGGCAUGGAAACCAAGAUGGCGUUAAAUUACCAAUCAAAAUCCCAGAAACGAUCUGCUGUUGAAAAAUCAAUGAAUGCAUUCCUUAUUGUGUACCUCUGCAUUCUGAUCAGCAAGGCCUUAAUAAACACUGUGUUGAAGUAUGUGUGGCAGAGUGAAUCUUCUCGAGAUGAGCCCUGGUAUAACCAAAAAACGGACUCCGAAAGACAAAGGAACCUGUUUCUCAGGGCAUUUACAGACUUUCUAGCUUUCAUGGUCCUUUUCAAUUACAUUAUCCCUGUGUCUAUGUAUGUAACUGUGGAAAUGCAGAAAUUCCUGGGUUCCUAUUUCAUCACUUGGGAUGAGGAAAUGUUUGACGAAACUACAGGAGAAGGUCCACUGGUGAACACGUCAGACUUGAAUGAAGAGCUUGGACAGGUGGAAUAUAUAUUCACAGAUAAAACAGGGACUCUGACUGAGAAUAACAUGGAGUUUAUUGAGUGUUGCAUUGAAGGUCACGUGUAUGUUCCACAUGUCAUCUGCAAUGGGCAAAUCCUUCAUGACUGCAUGGGAAUUGACAUGAUUGAUUCUUCCCCUGGACCUGGCGGAAAAGAGAGGGAAGAACUGUUCUUCCGUGCGCUUUGCCUGUGUCACACUGUGCAGGUAAAAGAGGAAGAUCAUAUAGACGGAGAAAAAAAAUCCAGCCAGUCUGGAAAAUCCAGUGUCUACAUUUCCUCCUCACCUGAUGAAGUUGCUCUUGUUGAAGGUAUACAAAGACUUGGGUAUACAUUUUUAAAGCUGAAAGAUAACUAUAUGGAAAUUUGUAACAGAGACAAUGAUAUUGAAAAAUUUGAAUUACUGCAAGUCCUGACUUUUGAUUCUGUCAGGAGGCGGAUGAGCGUUAUAGUGAAAUCAACCACAGGGGAAAUAUUUUUGUUUUGUAAAGGAGCAGACUCAUCCAUAUUCCCCAGGGUCAGGGAAGGAAAAGUGGACCAAAUUCGAGCCAGAGUUGAACGCAAUGCUGUGGAAGGGCUGAGAACGUUAUGUGUUGCUUAUAAAAAGUUUACACAAGAGGAAUUUGAAGCUGUCAACCAACUGCUCCGGAAUGCCCAGCUGGCCCUCCAAGACAGAGAGAAGAAGCUGGCAGAAGCAUACGAACAGAUAGAGCAGGAUCUCAUCUUACUGGGGGCUACGGCGGUGGAAGACAGGCUCCAGGAAAAAGCAGCAGAUACAAUUGAAGCUCUGCAGAAGGCAGGCAUUAAAAUCUGGGUGCUCACCGGAGACAAAAUGGAGACCGCUUCUGCCACCUGUUAUGCCUGUAAACUGUUCAGGAGGAACACGCAGCUGCUGGAGCUCACAACAAAGAAAAUCGAGGAACAGAGUUUACACGAUGUGCUCUUUGAGCUAAGUAAAACAGUCCUGAGGCACAGAGACAGCUUAACGAGGGACAAUUGUUCCGGGUUUUCAACAGAUUUCCAGGAUUACGGUUUAAUUAUUGAUGGAGCCGCACUGUCAUUAAUAAUGAAACCUAGGGAAGACGGACGGUCUACUAACUACAGAGAAGUCUUCCUGGAGAUCUGCAGAAACUGCAGUGCUGUCCUGUGCUGCCGGAUGGCCCCUUUGCAAAAGGCACAGAUUGUAAAGUUAAUUAAAACAUCACGAGAGCAUCCAAUUACACUGGCUGUUGGAGAUGGCGCCAACGAUGUCAGCAUGAUUCUUGAAGCACAUGUUGGCAUAGGAAUCGUUGGAAAAGAAGGAAGACAAGCUGCCAGGAACAGUGACUAUGCAAUCCCCAAAUUUAAACAUUUAAAGAAGUUGCUACUUGUUCAUGGGCAUUUGUAUUAUAUUAGGAUAGCAGAGCUUGUUCAAUACUUCUUUUAUAAGAAUGUUUGCUUCAUUUUUCCUCAGUUUUUAUAUCAAUUUUUCUGUGGAUUUUCACAGCAGCCUUUGUAUGACACUGCAUAUCUUACACUGUACAAUAUCAGCUUUACCUCCCUCCCUAUCCUAUUGUACAGUCUAAUUGAGCAACAUGUCAGUAUGGAUGUGCUCAAGAGAGAUCCUUCUUUGUACAGGGAUAUUGGCAAGAACGCAUUACUGCGCUGGCGUCUGUUCAUAUAUUGGACCUUCCUGGGGCUGUUUGAUGCGGUGGUGUUUUUCUUUGGGGCAUACUUUUUAUUUGACAAUGCCACCGUGAAUAGCAAUGGGCAGAUGUUGGGAAACUGGACUUUUGGGACGCUGGUGUUCACUGUCCUUGUGUUUACAGUUACUCUUAAGCUUGCACUGGAUACACACUACUGGACGUGGAUAAACCACUUUGUUAUCUGGGGAUCACUUCUCUUCUACAUCAUUUUUUCUCUACUAUGGGGAGGAAUCAUCUGGCCUUUUCUCAAUUAUCAGAGAAUGUAUUAUGUGUUUAUGCAAAUGCUAUCGAGCGGUCCUGCAUGGCUGGGUAUUAUUCUCCUAAUUAUUGUCAGCCUUCUUCCCGAUGUGCUAAAGAAAGUUAUAUGCAGGCAGCUGUGGCCCACAACAACAGAGCGGAUCCAGAAUGUUUCCAGCCAGACCCGGGACCAGUUUUCUGAGUUCACACCUCUAGCCUCGCUGCAGAGCCCAAGCUACCAAAGCAAUGAGUUCAGCGCUACUUCCGCCAGCAGGUCUAAUUCUCUUUCCAAAAAAGUGAUGCUUACUCACUGGCAGAGCAAUGAUCAUUUUAAAUUCCCAUCCCUCUUUGGCCAUUCGAACACCUGCUAUAGUCCUAGUACGGGCACUUACCUCGGCAGGCCAGGUUUGGAAACAUCUGUGUGACCACUCACCAUGGAAAGCCUUUAAGAACUAUUGUUUUUAUUAAUAUUGGGGAUGCAGCAAAAUGAAUGUCUAAUAGAACUUAUGCCUGUUGGACCCAUACAGCUUUCAUAUUUAUGGAGAGAGAGUGCUUUUCCCUGAGCUUUUUGUGUAAACUUUUGUUUAUUGAAAGUACUGCAUCAAAGAACAAUCCUCGUAGUCUAACACUGUGUAACUCGUAGCACCAUCAAGUCCUUGUUUUAAGUGUCUACUACUGAACAUGAAAUGAUUAUAAUUUGUGUGUUUAGAUGAAUGAAUUUACACUGGGUGGUCUGCACUGUACAUCUAACUGGAGGUCCUACUCUUUUUCUCUCUUUCUGCGUCCAUCCUGAUAGAACAAGCUGGUGCUGCCUCUUUGCACAUUUAUUUUCAAGAAACACUGUUUAACAAACAUUUCAUUGUAAGUUGCCAAAUUGUUUGGUUGUAUAUGUCUCCCCCCAGUAGAGAUUGAGCCCUAGAUGUAAGUUUAUAGUGUGUAGUUUAAGCUGCCUCCUGAUAGACCAUGCAUACCCUAGUGCUGACACAUUAAUCUGAGUUCAUCUUUUGGAAUACAAAUACACAGUAAAUAUAGAUGUCCUUGCUUCCUUAUGUCACUCAGAUCUGUCAUCCGGUUUCUUUGUUAGUCCAACCCCGUUUCCCUGCUCUCUUUAAACAUUGCACUGUGUUGUACUAUAUGUAUAUAUUGUAUGUUUCAAAAGUUUGGGGUCACUUAGCAAUGUGCGGAGAAAACAUGGACAUUUCUAGUUUCCUAAUGAUCAAUCAGCCUUUUAAACUUAAACAUGGAUCGGAUAACACAACGUACCAUUGAAACACAGGAGUGAUGGGAGUGACAAAUGGCCUCUGUACGCCUAUGAAGAUAUUGCAUUAAAAGUCAGCCUUUUCCAGCUACAAUAAACAUUUACAACAUUAACAGCGUCUGCGCUGUAUUUCUGAUCCAUUUCAUGUUAUUUUUGAAAAACAAGGACAAGUGACCCCUACCUUUUGAAAGGUAGUGUGUGUGUAUGUAUAUAAAUAUGUAUAUAUCAUGCACACACAAACUUGCAAUUGACCAAAGGGUUCCAGAUUCAACAACUGUAUCUUACAAAAUGUUUGAUUGUUUUUACCAUCAUGUAUGUUGUAAACAGAUCAGUUGUCAUCAUACACAUUUGUCAUCUGCUCUCUUAAUUGCAUCAAUAGUGUGUUGGAAUUGCCAUCCUGACAGUUAGUACUUAACUGCAGUAGUUAGCAGACAAUUUUAACAAUUCCACUCACCAACUUCACUAUGCCUUAAGGACCAUCUCUGGAAGGCUGUCAUGCAACUAGGGCUGAGUUGGUCCUGCAUGAUGGAUCGUUAAAUUAGUGAAAUAAAGAUAUCUCCUCAUACUAACUACGCAUUAUACAUGGGUUUUGUGUUUUAUGUAACAUUCCAUGAAUUAAUUUACAUAAAAUGUGGGGAACUGUGAUAGAAAUGAGUUAUAGUGCUGGUACAGGCCAUUAUACAUGAAUGAACAGGCAAUGAAUUAAUAAACAUAGACCAGUCACCCUGCAAUAGAGUAAAAUGCUUAGGAAUAAUUGUGAUGAUUUGUUAAGCGAUUGCUCACUCUGCAUUAUGAACUUGCGUGUGUGUAUAAAUGUUUGUGUUGUGCUAUGUAUGAAAUGUGCUAUUUUUGUAUUUAACUAUAAAGCAUUUCACCUUGUUGCAUUUCUCCUUCA
This is a messenger RNA of Spea bombifrons (plains spadefoot toad), 5758 nucleotides long. RefSeq names its product ATPase phospholipid transporting 11A (gene ATP11A). Gene Ontology annotation, molecular function: ATPase-coupled intramembrane lipid carrier activity; ATP binding; ATP hydrolysis activity. Gene Ontology annotation, cellular component: plasma membrane; recycling endosome; endoplasmic reticulum. Bases 446 to 4030 code for a protein of 1194 amino acids. The transcript is spliced from 29 exons. Gene Ontology annotation, biological process: phospholipid translocation. The record is from RefSeq and is a predicted model, not a curated record. Lineage: Eukaryota; Metazoa; Chordata; Amphibia; Anura; Pelobatidae.